This is a messenger RNA of Camellia sinensis, 4084 nucleotides long. The record is from RefSeq and is a predicted model, not a curated record. Lineage: Eukaryota; Viridiplantae; Streptophyta; Magnoliopsida; Ericales; Theaceae.
AAUUCCCAUUUAUUAAUAACAUUUCUUACUCUUUGCCCAAAAGUCUUUUUUCCGACAAUUCUUACCUCCACCACCUGCGAUUUUCCUUUGGGGAAAGCCGUUGUUCAUUUUCGCAAGAAACAAAGCUGCUCGGUUUAGUCGUCGCAGAUAGUGCUUCAUUCACGCUGAGAAUGAUGAUGAUGGUGAUCAUAUAGAGGGAUUCCAUAAAUUCAAGUAAAUUGAUCCUCCAGCUUGAAAGUUUCGAUGAGGCAUUUCAUCAAACACUUACCGAGCAACCCAUUCUCUCACUACUACUACCCCCUCUCAUCAUCAUCAUCAUCAUCAUCAUCAUCUUAUUCACUUUCUUCUCUUCUCUUACCAUCAAUGUCCACUAAUUUCUCGUCCUCUUCAACCUCCUCAUAUUCAUCAUCCAAUCAACACAGUGGAUUCCAUGCGUCCCUCUUCUGCACUGUCAUCCAUCUCUUCCUCUCCUGCGGUCGAUUAUCCAGAGCCGUUGAUGCAUUCGCUUCCAUGCGGUGGACUUACGGCCUCGUUCCACCCGAUCUGUCCUCCUGGAAUCGCUUAAUUCGCGAAUUCAACGCCUCUGGGUUGGUCUCUCAGGUAUGGCUCGUCUAUUCCGAUAUGCUCUCUUGUGGGUUUGUUCCAAAUGUUGCUACUCGUAACAUGGUCAUUCACUCUCUCUGCAAAGUUGGAAAGCUUAGCAUAGCAUUAGAAUUGCUAAGAACAUCCUCAAACAAUAUUAAAAUUGACACUGUUACUUAUAACACUGUUGUUUGGGGGUUUUGCAGCGUGGGUCUUGCUAAACAGGGUUUUGGGUUGUUGUCUGAAAUGGUCAAGAAGGGUGUACCUGUUGAUUGUUUUACUUGCAAUAUCUUGGUAAAUGGUUUUUGCCGAAUUGGGAUGUUAGGACGUGCCGAAUGGGUCAUGGAUAGUCUUGUUAAUACGGGCGGGAUUGGGCGGGAUGUUGUGGGAUUCAACACCUUGAUUCAUGGGUAUUGCGAAGGAGGCGAGGUCAACGCAGCUCUUGAGUUGAUGGAGAGUAUGCAAAAGCAAGGUAUCUUUCCCGAUAUUGUUACUUACAACACUCUGAUUGAUGGGUUCUGCAAAAUAGGGGAUUUUGCACAGGCAAACAAUCUCAUUGAUGAGCAUUUGGGGUCUCAGAGAAGUAUAUACAAUGACGGUGGUACUUGGAAGAUUGAUGGUACUGAAAACAAGGAUUCUGUAUUUGGAGGAUUGGAGUCGAAACGAAAUCUUAUCACGUAUACCUCGCUUAUUAGUGGGUAUUGUAAAUGGAAAGGGCUUGAGGAAGCACUUAUUGUUUAUGAUGAGAUGCUUAUGAAUGGGUUCUUGCCUGACACAGUAACUUAUAGUUCCAUUAUGAAUUGUUUCUGCAAACACAAGAGGUUAGCUGAAGCAGAAGCACUUUUCAAGGAGAUGGAAAGGACGGGUGUGGAUCCUAAUCAUGUUUCCUACUCCAUUCUCAUUGAUUCCUUCUUCAAAACUGGAAAUGCUAUGGAGGCUUUUGCCCUUAAAGGUCAAAUGGUAGUUCGUGGAAUUGCCUUUGAUGUGGUUGUGUUUACCACAUUGAUGGAUGGGCUCUUUAAGAUUGGAAAUCCUGGUAAGGCAGAGGACAUGUUUCGGUCUCUUUUAAAUCUUAACUUAGUUCCUAGUCAUAUUACUUAUUCUGCAUUGAUUGAUGGACGUAGCAAAUUGGGAGAUAUGAAGGGGGUGAAAUCUAUACUGCAAGAGAUGGAGGCAAUAAACGUUCCUCUGAACAUCAUUACAUAUUCCUCUGUUAUUUAUGGCUACACCAAAAUGGGGAUGCUUGACGCAGCUGCUAAUGUCAUGAGUAAGAUGGUGUGCCAGAGCAUCAUGCCAAAUGUUUUCACUUAUGGUAUCCUGAUUGAUGGUUAUUUCAAGGCUGGUAAACAAGAAAUCGCUCUUGAAUUCUAUAAGGACAUGAAAUUGAGAGGGGUGGAGGAGAAUAACUUCAUACUUGAUGCAUUUAUCAACAAUUUGAAAAGAGGUGGAAUGAUGGAUGAGGCCGAGGCAUUAUUUAGAGAUAUGAUGUCCAUGGGAUUGUCGCCUGACUGUGUUAACUACACUUCUCUAAUGGAUGGAUUCUUCAAAGUGGGAAAGGAGUCGGCUGCUCUUACCAUGGCCCAAGAAAUGACAGAAAAGAAUAUAGGGUUUGAUGUGGUUGCAUACAACGUGUUAAUUAAUGGACUCUUGAGACUUGGCAAAUAUGAAGCACAAUCUCUUUAUUUAGGAAUGAGGCAGUCUGGUUGGGCUCCAGAUCUUGCAACGUACAACACAAUGAUCAAUGCUUAUUGUAAAGAAGGGAACUUGGAAAAUGCUAUCAAACUCUGGGAUGAGAUGAAGAACAAUGGGUUAAUGCCUAAUUCAAUCACUUUUAACACUAUGGUAGGAGGGCUUUGUGAAGCAGGUGAGGUUGAUAAAGCAAUGAAUUUGUUGAAUGAAAUGAGGAAUGUGGGGUUUCACCCUACCCCAACUACUCAUAGACUAGUGCUUGAUGCGGUUUCUGCUGAUAGAAGGGCUGAGAAAAUUCUGGUUAUGCAUAAACAGAUUGUAGAUAUGGGACUUAGACUCGAUCAAUUAGCUUAUAACAAUCUCAUAAACAUCUUAUGCAGAGUAGGGAUGACAAGAAAGGCAACUUCAGUAUUAGAAGAGAUGACAGAAAAAGGCAUUUCAGCUGACACUGUCACUUACAAUGCUCUUAUACACGGAUACUGCAAAAGUAGCCAUUUAAAAAUGGCUUUUUCCAUGUAUUCUCAAAUGUUGAGUGAAGGAGUUUCACCUAAUAUUGCAUCUUACAAUUUUCUUUUAGGGGGCCUCUUGGCUUCUGGUUUUAUGCAUGAGGCUGCUGAAUUAAUUGAUGAAAUGAAGGAAAGAGGCUUUGUUCCCAAUGGCAAUACGUAUAAUGUUUUGGUUUCUGGUUAUGCAAAGAUGGGAAAUAAAAAAGAAUCUAUAAGGCUAUAUUGUGAAAUGGUAACCAAAGGCUUUAUUCCCCAAACAAGUACUUUCAAUGCGCUUAUUAGUGAUUUUGCCAAGGUGGGAAAGAUGAAGCAAGCUAGAGAGCUUAUGAAUGAGAUGCAAGUACGAGGGGUACCACCUAAUUCUUCUACUUAUGACAUAGUAAUUAGUGGCUGGUGCAAGUUAUCAAAACAGGCAGAGCUGGACAAGAUGUUAAAAAAAUUGUACCGAACUGAGGCAAAGAAGUUAUUCAAAGAGAUGGAUGAGAAAGGUUUUAUUCCAUGUGAAACUACCCUUAACUAUAUCAGUUCUGUCCUUGCAAAACCCGGAAAGAAGGCAGAUGCUCUGAGGUUGUUGGAUGGAUUGUACAAAAGAAAGAGCAGUAAAUAGAUUAGUAAAAAAAAAUGAGGGAAAUCUUGUCUUGAAAGUGCCAGCUUGUCCACAGCAAUCGAAUGUUCUACUUCAGCUACUUGAGUACUUCAUAGUUCGUUUGGGUGUCUGGCUCUUAAAUGCAUCACAUAAGGAUCAUUCAAAACUAUUGAUAGUUGAUGACUAAUUUUAAAGCAUGUGCCAUACCUUCUGCCACCGGCCACUGACUCUGACAUCUUCAUCAUCAUAUGGUCAUGAAAUCAUGCAAGUGAGCAGCUCUUGCUGCCAAGAGGAACUUAUUGACAGAGAAGAAGUGACGACUUUCUGCAAAAAGGGGGCACAAGUGGUUGCAUACACUGCUAUAUUUUCUUGUGGGAACUAUCAGGGUGUCGCUCGUUUGGCCAAGGCAAAAGGCUUGGCAGUUCCAAUCGCCCAUAAGAAGGCAGUGAAGAAGAUGAGGUGCCGUUUCUUCCACAAACUUAUGGCUCUGUGAUAAGGUUCCUUGGGCAAUAUAGGGUUUUUCUGUUUCUAGGUCUCGUCGAGGGAUUCAGCAACGGGUUUGCCAUUGUUAAGCAAGACGGGCUUUCUUAUGGAUGGGAUUGCAGUCGAGAAUGAGGGAGCUCUUGUUGGUCAGAUCUUGUUCCAGGUACUAGUACCGGAUGCCCUUCGGCUUCAGAAGCCCAUUUGACCUGCAGACAUAUGGACUGAACCAUGCCCAAAU